AUGGCUGUUAGCUUUCGCACACCCACUAAUAUUCCAACAUUGAAGACUGGGCAGCGGUGUACCCUUGCGCCUAACAGCAACGGGCAGAUGAAUCAUAUCACCGAUGCAAAAACUGGAACUGCAGGUGUUAUGCAAUGCACCAAUGUCACCCCACAACCUGCGAACAUAGGAAUCGGAUUCUUCAACAAGGCUGGGAAUAAGAUGGAGCCUGCUAUUUUGUGGCAGAAUGUUGCUAAGAACGCCACUCUUUCCGUCCAGCUUACACCAAGGCUUAAGAUAUAUGCAACUACGGAUUAUAAAAGCGACGUUGAGAGCCCGCUAUUGUUUUACCAAAACCUCAUCGGUCUUGCUGCCCACACCGAGUGGAAUGUCAUUGUCGACGAGGGAACGGGAGAAAUCAAGAUCGUUCCCGUCUCAUCCUGA
Messenger RNA from Psilocybe cubensis, 423 nucleotides. RefSeq lists its product as uncharacterized. Bases 1 to 423 code for a protein of 140 amino acids. The transcript has 4 exons. NCBI's taxonomy places the organism in Eukaryota, Fungi, Basidiomycota, Agaricomycetes, Agaricales, Agrocybaceae. The record is from RefSeq and is a predicted model, not a curated record.